AUGUCUGACUACGAAGAUAAUGCUUACGAAGAAGACGAAUUUGAGGCAAAUGACGAUGGAAUGUUUUUAGAUGAAGAGGACAAUCAUUAUGAAGACGAAGCUGACCUUGAUGGAGAUUUAUCAGGAGUUAUAGGGAUAGAGGGUACCCAGGAUAUAGAUGGGCUAGGAAGAGGUGGAAUGGGCGGUGAAGGGGACACAAUAGUGCAGAUUUUGACUAACGGGGUGGAGAGUAUAAACGAGAAUAAAAUGCCGGCUAUACCUGAGAAGCCGAAAGAAAAAGUGACAACGCCUUAUAUGACUAAAUAUGAAAGGGCACGAAUUUUGGGUACUCGGGCUUUGCAAAUCAGUAUGAAUGCGCCAAUUCUGAUAGAUCGUGGUAACGAGACGGAUCCUUUAGCCAUAGCAAGAAAAGAACUUCGCGAAAAAAAAAUUCCUCUUAUGGUGCGAAGGUAUCUUCCGGAUGGCAGUUACGAGGAUUGGCAUGUCAAAGAUCUAAUCGCCGGAUAUGACGAACCGACUGGUGAAGAGAGGCGUAUUCAGAUUGAAAACGAAAAAGAAGAUGAAUUGCAAUGA
Molecule: messenger RNA, 573 nt
Organism: Ambispora leptoticha
Lineage: Eukaryota; Fungi; Glomeromycota; Glomeromycetes; Archaeosporales; Ambisporaceae
Source: the annotation of a GenBank genome assembly